CGGAGCCCGUAUGGGCUGGGGCUCGAAUGGCUCAAAAGUUGUUUUCCCCUCAAAAUGUGAUGCACGUGGAACCCACGUGUUCUGGUUAGGAUAUCAAAUAAAUGAAAAUGAAAAAUAAAACAAACACAGAAAAGAGAGGAGAUAAGAGAGAAAGAGAGAGGGAACUAGAAGACCCCCGACUUGGGUUGUUUAUUAACAACCUCGACGACCACCGACCUGGUGUUCACCGACAACGACUGACCUGGUGUUCACCGACGUCCUCAAGUAAAAUAUUAGCUACAUGCUUCAAUGGAUAUUGAUUCAAACAAUCCUUCAAUAAAUGGGACUGAGGAAGUUGAAGAAGUGGAGAACAAUCCAUCAUUAAAUGAGAUUGGUGAAGUUGAACAACCUAAGAAGGGAAUGUGUUUUAACUCAAAGCAAGAAGUUUAUUCGUUUUAUGCAAAAUAUGCGAAGCACCUUGGAUUUGCUAUAGCUUAUAGGACACAAAAUAUUGGACAAGAUGGGAAAGUAAAAUACUUUGGAAUUGAAUGUACUCGGGCACGCAAAAGAACAAAACGAUCAGAAGUACACCCUCUCGAACCAUCUUUGUCAUCAUUCAUUGAAUGUAAAGCGAAGGUUAGAGCAACUCUACAAAAGGAUGGAAGAUUUAAGUUAACCACCGCUGUGCUUGAACAUACACAUGACUUGAUUCCUACUGACUCACGGCAUUUUGCAAUGAAUAAGAGAAUUGUUACUCCUGUGAAGAGAAGACUAGAAAUAAACGAUGAAGCAGGGAUAGGGGUGGCUAAGAAUUUUCAUUCUAUAGUUGUUGAAGCAGGGGGGUAUGAGGCAUUAACAUUUGAUGAACGAGAUGCAAGGAAUCAUAUUGAGAUUAUGAGAAGAUUGAGGCUUGGGGUAGGAGAUGCCGAAUCAAUUGCACUUUAUUUUCAUAGGAUGCAACAACAAAAUUCGAACUUCUAUUCUGCAAUUGACCUCGAUGAAGAUGGUCGCAUGCGAAACUUGUUUUGGGCGGAUGCAAGGAGUAGGGGAGUUUAUAAAGCAUUUGGGGAUGUGGUUUCUUUUGACACAACCUAUCUCACAAAUAAAUACGAUAUGCCAUUUGCUCCUUUUGUAGGAGUUAAUCACCAUGGGCAGUCAAUUUUGCUUGGUUGUGGGCUGUUAUCUAAUGAGAACACUGAAACAUUUGUGUGGCUAUUCAAAGAAUGGUUAAGUUGCAUGUCAGACGCUCCUCCAAAAGCUAUAAUAACGGACCAGUGCAAAGCUAUGCAAAAUGCCAUUGAAGUUGUCUUCCCACAAGCUCGACAUCGUUGGUGCUUAUGGCAUAUAAUGAAGAAAAUUCCAGAGAAAUUGAGAGGAUAUGCCCAAUAUGAAUCGAUAAAGUUUGCUUUGCAAAAUGCAGUUUAUGAUUCUUUUACAAAAGAUGAAUUUGAUGAAGAAUGGCAAGCGAUGAUUGCAAAGUUCAAUCUGCAUGAUAAUGACUGGUUGGGGGUAUUAUACAGUGAGCGACAUAGGUGGAUUCCUGCCUAUGUAAAGGACGUUUUUUGGGCUGGCAUGUCAACUACACAACGAAGUGAGAGUAUGAAUGCAUUUUUUGAUGGCUAUGUGAACUCAAAGACAACUUUAAAGCAAUUUGUUGAACAAUAUGAUAAUGCCUUGAGAAGUAAGGUUGAGAAAGAGAUGAAAGCAGACUUUAAAUCUCGAAACAAAUUGUAUGAUUGCCUAACGAUGUAUGAGUUUGAGAAGCAAUUUCGUGCAGUCUACACGAAUGCAAAAUUUAAAGAAGUGCAAGUGGAAUUGAAGCGAUUAUUGUAUUGUCGUGCUAAUCUUGUGAAAGAAGAGGGAGCAAUUUGUACUUAUCAUGUCAAGGAGGCUAUUUUAGUCGGUGAGAAAAUGAAGACAGUGGAAUGUGUUGUAUACUUUAAUACAAGUGAAUGUGAAAUGCAAUGUAUGUGUCAGUGGUUUGAGUUUAGAGGCAUUAUGUGUGCCUAUGCAAUUACUGUGCUACUUGAGCGGUGCAUAUAUCAUGUUCCAGAUAAAUACAUUGUAUCAAGAUGGAGAAAAGAUAUCGAAAGAGGCUACACAUGCAUUCUAACCACAUACACUAAAGCCGGGGCUGUUGUUAAUGCAAAGUUGCAUGAUAAAUACCACAAGAUGUUAGAUGAAAUCCUAGAAAUUGCUGCCAAUGAUAAUGGUAAACACCAAGUGCUUGAUCUUGGGUUGAUAGAAAUAAAGGAUAGAGUGAGAAAAGAUCAAUCGAGUAGUGCGAUUCGUUGA
Messenger RNA from Camellia sinensis, 2274 nucleotides. The record is from RefSeq and is a predicted model, not a curated record. NCBI's taxonomy places the organism in Eukaryota, Viridiplantae, Streptophyta, Magnoliopsida, Ericales, Theaceae.